UUGUGUUGACACAUUCCACGAUAUUGGGAUCCUAUUAUCACCAUCUCGAGUUCGUGAAUGUUACUGGUUGCCGUUAGUGUAUUGCACCAAUUUUCCGACUUUUUGAUAUAACUAGACUUUAAAAACUUCCUCCCAGAUUGUGCUUUAGUUUUAAUCAUCUAGAAUUCGAAUAUUUCUGCGCGACUUUUUCGCAACUCGCAUCAGUGUUGAUGUUUUGUAAACGUCUUAUCUGGGUCAACAAAUUAUUUGUUUUGUGCCUUCAAGCACACGCGUCUUUCUAGCCCGUUUUGUUAAUUACAUCUCAGUGGUUUCGACUAUGUACUCAUGAAUUCGACCUAGAGGAUGACGAAGAAGUUCGAGUUUGAUUGGCACAUUCCAGUGCCGGAGCCACUUCUAACAGGGUGCGUCUUCGACCGCUGGACUGAAGAGAAGGACUCAUCAGAUUUUGAACCGAAUUGCAUGUUCAAAGUCGAUGAAUAUGGAUUUUUCAUUUUCUGGAAAAGUGAGCCUAAAGAUGGAGAUGUAAUUGAAUUAUGCCAAGUUAGUGAUAUAAGGGCUGGAGGUCUGCCGAAGGACCAACGGCUUUUGAAUCAACUGACAACAAAGCAUGGUGAUAAAUUAGAGGAAAAAAGUCUAACCAUCUGCAGUGGAACAGAUUAUGUCAAUAUCAAUUGUCAGCAUGUCAUUUGUCCGGAUGCUGCCACUGCCAAGGAUUGGUUAGAUGGAUUGAGAAAAAUUACACAUAAUGUGAAAGCUAAUAAUGUCUGCCCCUAUACAUGCUUGAAAAAGCAUUGGAUGCGGCUGUGUAUGUUGGUGGAGCCCAAAGGAAAUGUACCCGUGAAAGUUAUUUCAAAAACAUUCGCCUCCGGUAAAACUGAAAAGUUAGUCUAUCAGUGUUUAUCUGAUCUAGGAUUACCAAGUGGCAAGAAUGAUUCCAUAGUACCAGCUGAUUUUACAUUUGACAAAUUUUAUGAAUUGUAUCACAAGAUCUGUCCAAGAAAUGACAUAGAGGAACUCUUUCAAUCCAUCACUCAAGGAAAAGCUGAAUUUAUAAACCUAGAACAAUUUAUUAAUUUCCUCAAUGAAAAACAACGAGAUCCAAGAUUGAACGAAAUCUUAUAUCCUCUUUACGAUGAAAAAAGAGCUACUGAAAUUAUCAAUACUUAUGAACAGGCUGAAGAGUGCAAAACUGAAAAGAAACUCUCGAAAGACGGUUUGAUCCGUUAUUUAAUGUCUGAUGAAAAUGCACCUGUAUUUCUGGAUCGACUUGAUUUUUAUAUGGAUAUGGACCAACCUUUAGCUCAUUACUACAUCAAUUCCUCCCACAACACAUAUUUGUCCGGACGACAGUUUGGUGGAAAAUCCAGUGUUGAAAUGUACAGACAAGUUCUGCUUGCUGGCUGCAGGUGCGUUGAACUCGACUGUUGGGAUGGGAAAGGGGAAGACGAAGAACCCAUCAUUACUCAUGGGAAGGCCAUGUGUACCGAUAUCUUAUUCAAGGAUGUGAUUUAUGCUUUGCGAGAUACAGCUUUUGUUACCAGUGAUUAUCCAGUCAUUCUAUCCUUUGAAAAUCAUUGCUGCAAAAGUCAGCAGUACAAACUAGCAAAAUACUGUGAUGAAAUUUUAGGAGAUCUUCUCAUGAAGGAAUGUUUACCUGAUUAUCCGUGUGAACCUGGUGUACCAUUACCCCCACCAAGUUUGCUGAAACGAAAAAUUAUGAUUAAGAAUAAGCGCUUGAAGCGAGAAGUGGAGACGCGAGAGUUGGAAUUGUUCAGACAGGGACAAUUCGUCAUCGAGGAUGAGGAAAAAGAAGAUGCAACAGCGGCAGCUCCACCCCCGGAGGAGAAGAAGGCAGAGGAAGCCGAGGCUGCAGCAGAGGAUGCCCCUCCUGUGCCCGUUCAACACACAGGCUCAACUACCAACGUCCAUCCGUGGCUAUCAUCCAUGGUCAACUAUGCUCAACCUAUAAAAUUUCAAGGAUUUGAUGUUGCUGAACAUUUCAUGGCUGCUCUGUCUGAUCCUCGAGCUUUCUUAUCAGCCCAAGAAAAGAGAGCCCAACAAAUGAAAGCCAUGGGUAUCGAAGAAACUGAUAUAAACACCAAAGACAUCGUGGCUGGUGGAGGCGAUGGAGCAGCUGCAGGAGGAGGCAAAAAAGGCAGUAAGAACAAGAAAAAUGAGGAGAAGAAGAAAGAGGAGGAGGAACUCAAGUUCGAGCCCAUUACGCUGGAGUACCUGCGCAAUGAUAAAGGCUUCAAGAAGACUGGGCAAAAACAGCAAAAAGAUCUAGAUGCACUUCGCAAGAGACACAUGAAGGAGAAGGUGACAAUGCAGAAAAACCAAAUUGCAGCAGUUGAGAAAAUUACAAAAAUGAAAAAGAGUGCUGAUAUGUCAACUGAUAGCUCAAUUCAGAAGUUGGUUCAGGAGCAGACAGUACAGUGGUCAGAGCUGGUUGAAAGGCAUAGAAAGGAGGAAUGGGCUCUGUUGAAACAGCAAGUUCAGGAGCAGCAAGAAACUUUAGACAAAUUAAUGGAAACCAUUCAAGCUAACCAGCUCAAACAAUUGGAGAGUAAAUUUGAAAGGGAUUUAAAAGAAAUGAACGCCAGGCAAGCCAAGAUCUCAGUAGAAACAAUGAAAGAGGUGCAAAAUGAUAAAACUUUGCGAACGAAAGGAGAGAAAGACAGGAGACUGCGAGAGAAGAAACAGAACAAUACGAAAAAAUUUAUGGAGGAGCGAAAAUUUGCACAGAUGAAGCAAGUUAAAGAAAAGGAGAAACUAGCAGCAAAACAUGACAAGUGGAAGAAAGAUCUUGUCACAGAAGUUAGUAAUCUUUUGGAGUACUACAAAAAUGAUGAGAUCGAGUAUGAACUAUCUCCUAAAGUUGAGUUCUUCGCCUAAAUCAGAGGCUCCAUGCUAAAGGUGUUGAGUUACUUGAUCCUGUGUUAAUAGUUUAUCGGUAAUUAUUUGUUAUUUUGUUAAACUUAUGCAACUCUAGUCAAAUUUAUCUAUCUUGAAGUUAUUUGUAUUGAAUAUUUUAUGCAGCUACAUAUUUCAAUUGAAAACCUAUUAUAUUGCAGAACUUUGCGAUUAUUUCAAUUCUAGCCUCUACACAUUUCUUUCUAUGUCAUAUCAUACAAAUAUUCUGAAUCGCUAGUUAUAAUACGAGAGAUUAAGAAGGACCUAGGCAUUUUUAUUAAACUGUCUUAUUUAUAAGUAAAUUAUCUUUCAACUUCCGGAACACCCUCUCCCCACUCAAUAUUCAUUUGAACCACCCAGGAAUAUUGAAUGAAAUACAUACUCAUCUUUCAAUUGUCUUUGUUUCACAGAUGUAUCCUUAAAAUUAAAGACAAGAAAUAUUGAUGAACAAUCUCCUUGAGCAUUAAUAUCUUCAGUCAGGAGUUGUUGUGACGUAGGAUUAAUGUCUAAAACUCGUGUCAUAUAAUUGGCAGUUGUUUACUUUGCGUUUACAAGCAACUGCGCUGCCACUGUCCAAUACCAAUUGAGUAUAGACCAAGUGUGACAAGGAUACUGUGGUGCCGCUGUGCGCAAAUACGGAAAACCAGUACCUUCCUCUGAGGGGAUAAUACUAAAACUGUCUGAUCAGUCAAAAGUUAACAACUGCCAACUUAUCUGAUAUUGUUUCUAAUGACAAGAUUAUGAUACAUACGGUCACUCCUACAAAAAAAUGAUGAUCCAGUAAAAAUUAGAAAAAUCUUUCAAUGAUUCUUCCUGGAUGGUUUCUGAUGGUUUGAAUGAGAUUAUUGGUGACUUGAAGUAACAUUCUCACUUCUUUACCUUGACAAUACGUCAAUGGCAACCAUGCUGUACCUCCUUUGACACACAGCAGUCAAAUUUUUGUCCAUUAUUGAGAAGGUAGUUACGUCUCAGAUUUUAAUGACGAUUCGAAGGGGUAAAGACUCACAAGCAUGUCUCAAAUUAUAUUCCAUGUAUUUUUUAUCAACAUAUUUGGCAUUAAUUUUGAUUCUCUCUUCAAUCAAGCAAAUUUGAAGCAAUGAAAAAGUUGUAAACAUCAGUUUUUUGGUAUUGUCAGACGAAAUAGAAAAAAAGUAUUUUUACAAUGCUUAAAUCCAAUUCAAAUAAAUUUCAUCAUUAUAAGGAACUGUUGACAUUAUAUCAGUUAAUAGAACAUUGUGCGCUGACCUGUCCCAACAUAUUAUACUCAAAUCUCUGAAUGUAUUUCUCAUUACAAUGCAGUCAGGGAUGUAUUCAGUGUUCUCAAGAAUGAAAAAAUGCCCAUAUAGUAUGAGAAUCACCUAUACUGGAACGAGUAGCGUACGGACAUCAAGUAUCUGGAGAAAAGCUUUCCCUAUCUUAAGGUUUCCAUACACCUGUAAACGAGUGCAGUAUGCAUGUUUCAGAUGAGAACUACUUUUUUUAUAACUUUCCUUCAGUUGAAAUCAUGAACUUGAUGGUCGAAAAAGAAAUUAAAUCUAUUUUUUAUCUUCCUCCCCCUAUACUUCAUUCUUGUAGACUCUUGGGGACACUGAAUGUAUUUCAUUAGAACAAUAGAUCAUACGCUUCAUAGUGUUUGCAUUCUCUAUCAGUUCUUGAAACUUGUCGACUGUCUGUACGGUCAUGGUGGUGUAACCAACAAAGGGUAGUAGAAGAGCUUGGUGACGUUUGCUACUUCAAGUAGUUUUCCCAGCAAGAAAUUGAUGGGAAGCUGUCGAAGAGUUAGAAUAAUUUUAUAACUUUUCUACAACUUUUUUAUGUGAUGAAGGCUACAAAGGGAAUCAUGCCGAGAGUAAUUUUAUGCCAAAGAAAUGCUUGUUUUACAAAUGGUUUGUCUGAAUGAAAAGGUCAAGGUGUAUCUUCUUGAAUUCUGAAGUCUAUCAUAUUUUUAUCGGAUGUAUAUAUUUUAUUAUAUGGUCCAAAUAUUGAGCCUUAGCAUUUUAACUCUUCAUCGGAGUUGAGUAGAAUAGUUUUGCCUUUCGAUAGUGCAAAUCUGGAAACAAAUUGUGUAUCUUCAAACAUUUUAUUUUUAUUUGAAUAUUUUUAGUUGACCUCUUUAGUGUUUAUUUUUGCAUCACAUGUUGUCUUAUCUCAUGCUGUGAUUAUAAAUGUAUUCCUUCUUAGCAAAAUUUCAUUGAAUCAAUGAAAGUGGGAAGAACUCUGUUAUACUUUCUUUUAUCAGCAAAAUUCUCUUAAAAUUAUUUCUCGUUAUCCCUCCCAAAAAUUUGUUUUAAUUGAAUGAAUACUCCUCUUUUGUUCCCAUUCAUCUAAAAUGUCAAACUCUUCCGUGAAUCUUUGUAGAAAAAGAAGAACCUAGAAAGUUAAAUUAUAAUAGAUAAACUUUAGAGGGUGCUUACAUACUUAUCAACUUAAAUGCCCUACCAGCAGUCCUUAUUAAUUAGUAUUGUUAGUAUGUAGACAGUCCAUUAAUUAGAAAACAUUAUUUUUUUCCGUUGUUUUAACUACUUUGCUCUUUCCUACUAUCAAAUGAAGGCUCAAAUUCUCUCCUAAAAACAAUUUUGAAAGCGGUUUGUCAUGAUCUCUUCUUGCAAUUAAAGUCUUAUAGACUCAGACUUUAGAUCAGCAGAACUUCGAAUUUGGCAGUUUGAGCCAGGAAUUUUAGAUAAGAAAUCGAAAGGAUUAAAUAUUAUGUAAGGUGUACUUAUUAAUAUUUAUACAAAUAAGUUUUAAAAACAGAGAAUAAAAUUAUGAUUUUUUAAAAAAAGCAAUGUCAACUUCCAAAAACUUAAGUGUCAUUUCCAAAAUUUGUGGUUGUCUGGGCACACAUUUUAUUCCUUUCAAUCCUAGCAUGUAAAUCAAUACUUCCGGUCAAGCUUGACACUUCUUCCCCUAGUGAGGAGGUAUGAAUAAGUUUUUACUGACUCUCAAACUAUCAUAUUGCAUUUACCGCUUCACUUUUUUCAUUUUUCUUGGACUGUUUGUGUUCGUACCACUCAAGUAAACUGAUCCCUUUUUAUGACUAAGAAAAAGAAAUUAAAAAGUUUCUACCGCAUUUUUUACUUUAGAGUCGUGCAAGUUCCAAAAAAUCUGACGAAGUUGCAUUUGAUAAAUGAUGGUUUGACAGAGGAAUUUUAUUUAUUAGGUAAAGGAGAUCUGAAAAUAAAUCAUUAUUUUCCACUAAGUAUGUUAUAAUGAAUUCUUGGUGGUUCUCAUUGUAUGAGUGAGCAUUAAAUAUUGUUAGCUCACUGUGUUAUGAUUAACCACCUUCAAAGUUUUCACUCUGUACUUCCUAUGACUUCUCGCUAUUUGAGGUAGGGGGAAAAUGAUUAAUUUAAAUAAGUUAGGCAUUUUCUAUCUAAAUCUUUAAUCUCGAAAAAGCUUUAAAUUUUGAGCCUUGUAAUAAAAAAUCGUUAUCAUAUUAUAAAAGACUAUUUUUGUUGUUAAGAGCCAAAGAACAGCAACUACAUUUUCACCAAUUUGAGAAAUCUCGGAUGAAUGAUUCGACAGUUUCAUUGCCUGCAGCGUAUUUUGCAAAUUUAAAAACCCUAUAUCUUGAGCGUAGUGUUGUAUAUGAUUAUCAAUUUAUUUACAUAAAUGAUCUCUGACUAAAUAUGUCGAGAGUGAUGAUACCUUAAUUUUUUCAAAAAAUUUUAAGUAGUUACGUUUCUUUGGUUCUUAAUUACAGAUUUAACAAAGCAUUUUGCUUCAGUAGUAAGAUUUUGUGCAUGAGUGAAUAAAUUUUCAAUUCAGCAAGUUCAGUUGAUUAUAGGUUCCUAUAUUUUAUUUAAUUCAAUGUUUUGAGUAGCAGCUGUAAUUUUAGUUUCCUUUUUUUUCUUUCCUUUGAACACAAUUUCUGAUUUGUUCUUCCUGUUGACUUUAAGUUUUGAUUGUUUGAUGUGCUGGUGAAGAGUGAGUAGCAUUCACAUUUAUUACAGAAUGUAUUAAAAUUUAAAAUAAUUACAUUGUGAAAGUCAAAUAUUUUUGCCUACUAGGCUCUAAAAUUAAUGUACCUUUUUGUUUUAAGUUACAUUCCAGAUUGCUUAUAGUUGUAAGGAACCCCAUCCUGAACUUGUAUGUCCUUAUCUAUAUUUUUUAUCUUAAGCACCCAUCCAGCCGAAUGAAUUUAGCGGAUGGAUGGUCAAGUUUCGUUUUAGUUUUCUGAAAUGUGGAUAAAACUGGUUUCUCUAGUCCCAGAAUCAAGCUGUACUCUUAUAGCUCAUUGCUUCCAGACAUUAUUCCAAUCACAGUAUGAAGCUCCUCCAUCUUACAUAAGAUUUUAUUUUAUUGUUUAUGUCACUUUCAAUCAACAAAAAACUGCAGUCCUGAGUACACUCAAGGUUAAGUCGCCCAUUUACGGCUGAGGAAGGGCUCCCAGGAAAGAUGUUCAUAGAAGAUUCAUCUCAUCACAGCGAAAUAAAAAUCUUCUAUCACUCUCUGCAGAGCCUGGUGGCUUUCAUCAUCAACUCUUUACUCCUAUUAGAAAGUUAUGAUGGUGAAACCUCCCAAACCAUGAAUCUCGCUCUGCAACAUGUCAGUUUUUCUGUAAUACUCUAUUUUUUAAACAGAGAACUACUCAACGUCAUUUCUUCUUUUUCUUCCCUGUGCGAAGCAUAUCCUAAGAAAACAAACUUCCAGAAAUGAUUAUGAUUUGUUUACUUUUAUCAUCAAAUAAAACAGAAGUGGAGAUUUUCAAGUUCGGCAAAGGAGAUAUGUGGUUUGGAAGUUUCAUCAUCCAAAAGAACUUUUUAAAUCCAAGUACCUAGGUACCCGUAGGCAGUAACAUGCAUCCAAGAUAUACCAACACUAAGUUGGUUGGUACACAAAGUUAGUAAAAAUCCGAGUUUCCAAAGGAAUUAUCUUCUAAUAUUUCUGACAUGUGGUUCAUAACUGUCUUUCAAUAUACGUCACUGAUUUUUUUUGACUGUUUAUUAUUGAAAUAUGCUUCAAUCUGUGUUUGUGCCUGUGUCUCGCUUGAUGUGACUGAAAUUUAACUUUCUUUUUAAGUAAUUCAUGGUUUACUAGAUCUGACAGAAUUAUCAUUCCGGUUUCACAGGCUUAACCUCUUAUAAGCAAAAUGUCUGGAAAAAGAGAUGAGAUGUUUUUAAAGUUUAAGUUCCUCUGGUGAAUUUUCUGUUUGAUUUUUCGUAUGUAACCGGACAUGUUUACCAUCAACAUAUGAAAUAAAUUAAGAAUGAUAAUCUUUGUAUUGUAAAUUUUCCACCCCCAAAUUUUAUGUUCUUAUCAUUCUUUCCGUUCACUUUCAAUGAUCUGUCAUCGCAUUACCUACAUUUGUGCCAGAUUUUCAGAUUCAGUUCUCUGAAGUGUUCACGCAUCCUAAAUUUUAAUUGAUGUUGGAAUUAUCUUUGGAGCUAUGUAAACUAGUUCAUCCAAAGUAGAAAAUUUUAUUUUAUGUUAUUUGUUUUUAAUUUAAAAUAAAAUUUUGUCUUGUUAA
Messenger RNA from Bemisia tabaci, 8383 nucleotides. NCBI's taxonomy places the organism in Eukaryota, Metazoa, Arthropoda, Insecta, Hemiptera, Aleyrodidae. The record is from RefSeq and is a predicted model, not a curated record.